AUGCAAAGGAAAGCUCUUGCUUCUGCAGCUGCUGCUGCUGCAUUAGAAGAGGCCAAUGCUACUGAAUGCAUAAUAAGAAAUUUAAGAUUGCUUCAGAUGGACUCAAACAUAGAGUGUUUGAGGUUUCUCUGGCUGAUCUCCAAGGGGAUGAAGAUCACGCUUUCAGGAAGAUUAGGCUGUUCUCUGGCUGAUCUCCAAGGCGAAAGCCACUGA
Messenger RNA from Lathyrus sativus (Indian pea), 213 nucleotides. Lineage: Eukaryota; Viridiplantae; Streptophyta; Magnoliopsida; Fabales; Fabaceae. The record is from the annotation of a GenBank genome assembly.